This is a messenger RNA of Penicillium griseofulvum, 684 nucleotides long. RefSeq names its product oxidoreductase-like domain-containing protein. Lineage: Eukaryota; Fungi; Ascomycota; Eurotiomycetes; Eurotiales; Aspergillaceae. Gene Ontology annotation, cellular component: mitochondrion. The record is from RefSeq and is a predicted model, not a curated record. The coding region runs from base 1 to 684 and encodes 227 amino acids. The transcript has a single exon.
AUGAACGGACACAGCCAACCCGACCAACCAGAUGCCUAUGAUACUCCAGCCUCCCUAGAGGAAAUUGCGGACACUCCUCAAGCCCAUCCACUAUCGGGAUACUAUUCAUUGAUCUUGAAGUCGAACUCACCAUAUGGUGGUGAUGCAUUGAAAUCGCGCCCGACGCCCGCUCGGCCCGAGGCCAAACCGACGCCGACAUCUACUGUUGCACCGCAAUCGCCCCAGGAAAAAAUGGCGAUCGUAUUUGGCACCCCUCUCGCCGGUCCAGGCCGAACCUCGCGCUAUAAUCCUGGUGAAGCUCCUCCAGUGUCAACGUGGAAGACUAUCAAUGGAGUCCCCAUUCCUCCCCAACCCGAGGAACCGGACAAUUGCUGCAUGAGUGGAUGUGUACACUGUGUCUGGGAUGACUUCCGGGAUGAAAUGGAAGACUGGGCAUCCAGGAUUGCAACGGCCAAAGCUAAAGGUGGGCCUGAGAAGGGAACGAAGGACAUGCGCACGGCACCUCGAGCGGAAGUCCACUCAGCCAGUACCAGCAUGGAUGAUGAUGGCGGUGGUAGCGAAGCAAAUUGGACUAUGCCGAGUCAAGAGGCCGAUUUAUUUGCGAAUGUUCCUGUUGGUAUCCGAGAGUUCAUGAAAACGGAGAAAAAGUUGCGGGCGAAACAUCAAAAGGAUGUUACAACGUGA